ACACGAAACGAAAUGCUACAAGAAGACAAUACGUGUAUGCAUAUUGGUAGGGCCAAUAAGAUGAUCAAAAACACCAGAAUACUAGGAAGGAAAGCAGGCAGGCAGCGCGGGGCAUUCCUUUAUAAACAGACACGCAGGCAGAACCCGGUCUGAUUGGACAGGCGCUACUAGACUCGUGUGGUGCGUGCUGUCAGACACAAACAGUGUUGUAAAGGGACAUCUACGGAAUACAGUAGCAGUGCACAUCCACUCGGGAGAAGCAACAAAACCGAGAGCGGACCACUGAAAAUGUUUGCAGGCUGGAAGGCAGCGAUGUCUUGAAUGCUUAAGAAGCCUGUUCUUUUCCGUGCAUGCUCCUUAAACAACGUUUUUUCGAGUUCAUACAAUUAAAUGUCAUGCACUGCAAAAGAAUAAAGGACGUGUGAGGCUGUCAAGUUUUCCUCUCUCUGGUUGGGUUGCACAGGAAUAUUCAGUAAAGUCAAUACCGUAGCUGGGAAAGGAUGGGUUCUAGACUAAGCAGACAGAGUAGUCUGGACGAGGACACGAAAUUCUCCAAGAGGAGACGCCAGCAGCGCGAUACGCCCGGGGAAGCCGGCAGGAGUGGACGCCGAGCCAGGGGAGACAUUCUGUUUACAUCCCUGAUCCUGAAAACCGACAAACUGCCGGGGAUGCUGAGGAAGACGAACCCGAGCCCGUAUAUGAGGAGGGUGGGAUGGAUCCGCGACAUUCAGGCGCUUCUUCGGGAAUACAAGGUGGAGCAGGCGGGCGACGUCCUAAAAUUACUGAGAAAGGACUUGGGUUUAGAAGGCACAUCUCUAAAUGAUAUCCUCUACAAGAAUGCUGCCUUUCUUAAUCUGGUUGACCCUAUUUCUCACGAGUUGUUACUGAGCCUCGCUCGCGAUAUACAGUGCCCUAAGAAGGAGCUGGACCCCUCGAAGUCCUCCGAUAAGAUAUGCCGACAGCUGAUUUACCAUCUGACCCCUCACUCCAAGUGGCUCCGUCAGAGCAUGCCGCGCAGGAAGUCACAAGCCUGUCUGAAAACCACCUUGCAGAAGAAGCUCUCCAAUGACUCGGUCGAUCUGUCCGGCAUUCCCCUUUCGAGCAGAGACGUCCACCGGGUGGCGUACUACCUCCAAAACAACGGAGACGCUGUGGCCUCAGUCGAUCUGAGCUUUACCGAGCUGCAUGACGAGAACCUCCGCCUCCUGCUGCCCUUCCUGGGCUCCCUGCCCAAGCUCACCAACCUGGCGCUGAAUGGCAAUCGCCUGACCACUGCCAUCGUCAAAGACCUGACCGAGACCAUGAAGGAACCCAAGAAGUUCCCCAGCCUGGCCUGGAUCGACAUGGGCAACAACGUGGACAUAUUCACCAUGCCCCAGCCCCUGCUGGUAGCCCUGCGCAGACGCUGCAGUCUCAAGAGUAGCUUGCCCACCAUCUACGAGUACACCGAGGGCCAGCCCUAUGACUACCACAUGGAAACCUCCAUCGAGGAGGCCAGUCACUAUGAAGAAGAAGAAGAAGAGGAGGAGGACGAGGAGGAAGAGGAGGACAAGCUGGAAUUGGAGCCUUGGGUACUGACAGAAAAGAGUGUCUCCCAGGGCUUUAUGCUACACUACUGUGAGAGGUGAUUUCAGGUGACUAACUCAAGUAGGUUCCCCUCAGUUUUUAAGUUACCCCACAUCUGGUUGCCUACUUUGGCAAGUAUGAGUUAAUACCAUACAUUUGAAAGCUUGUCCCAACACAGCACCCAUACUUCACAUCCAGAAAACUCAAUACGGUAUAGUCACCUACCGCGUGGUUGAUGGGGCUCCUGGAAGCAAGGCGAGGUUUCAUUGGAGGGUGGAGAGACUUUGAGAAGGUGCUCCCUUUUCUCUGGAAAGUCAGGUGAAGAAAAGCCUGAGAACUUUAGGGUGAAGCUCCAGUGUGAACAGAAGGAUCAGAAGGUUCGAUGUGAGAACAGCAUAGUAGCUGGAUUUAGUUGUGCAUCAGAGACUGAACAAUUUCUACCACCAGGACUGAGCCCGUCUCUUGUCAGUUUGGUCUAGCGGGACAUUGUGUGUGUGUGAGUUCCGUUAAUCUCUCAACAACAGACGUGAAACAAGCUCAACAGACUAUACAGCUGACAAGUCACGUGAAUUACGCAAACUGCAGAGUCGAGGCUUUUUUUCCCCACUUGUACUAGCCCUAGAAAUGUCAAUGAUGGUGCAAAUAUAUACAGUAGUAUGGUAUGGUUUGCCGAUAGCCUUUUCUUAUGAAGUCACAUUAAACAAUGCAAUCAAAAAAUUCUGCAGGAUCUAAAUGAAGGAUAACAUCUAUCAUCGAAGGCUAAAAAUGUUUUUUUAAAGUUGUAGAAUCCUAUAGUCUAUUCCACAUUUCUUUAUAAUAAGAUAUAAAGUCCAGGCAUUUUGAAAGAUUGUUGAAGUUGGGUGAAAUCUGGGGCCAUGAACUAAGAGAAGAACUAAUUAUAUAAAUGUAACAUUUUGUUUAAGAACCUCCUAUUAAACUACCAAUUUAUAGUGAUUACCAUAAUACUUAUUUCAUUUUUACAAUUAUUUACGAGUAAAUCAUUUACAGGCAAAUUGAGAAUGUAAAAAAAAUGUUAGUAACAAAAAAAUGUUCUAAGGCACAGAUUUAAGAUUUAAAUUUAUUUUUCCAGCCUUCACUGUGAUUGAAACAACACUUAAAUAUCUGGUACAGCCCCACAUUGCUCAUGAUCUAUUAUCCAUGACAGUUUUAACUGGGAUUGGCUAUGCUUCUAGUUAUGAGCGACAGUACUUAAGUUUCAUUUCUAUUAUGUAUGCCAACUUUAUCGCAAAAGAGUGUCCUAUGUUUUUUUCUUUUGAUACAGUGCAUGAUUAAAAAAAAAUCUAAGAUACAAGAUAAGAUCAAAUCAGAAAGGAAUGAAAUCCUCACUUGUUACAGUUGCCAGCCAUACAGGCGGACAUGCUCAAGUAGGUCUUAUUUUAGACAAACUUCAGCACCAGUGAAUCCCCAAAUCCUGGUGGUUUUUCUCUGAAGGUCCUGUUAAUUAUGAGGCUGAGCCUGUGUCAUCGCUCACAGCUGCUCAUCCAGAGAGGGCUGCUGAGGGUCUGAUUGUCUUGCGGUGCCUGUGUGAAACCCAGUGAGGAUGGACUGUGCCAACCGAUGAGACAACCUCAGAAUGUAAAUGUACACUCUGUGUCUUACUGCACUGAAAAACAAACCAAAUACCAUCACUGUGAGCCCAAGUUUAAGGAAACACAAUUUAAUACUGUACUUUACAGAGCAUCAGAAAAAGAAAAUACAAGCGCAGGGCUUUUUUUUUCUUAAUAAAACGUCCUCCUAGAUAAGCAUAAGAAACUGGAAACAUGUUUACCAGAUAUGUAUGAGGCUAAAAUCCUUAUUCCAAACCCCAGAAAUGUAGCAUCAUGCAAAAAAUUCUCUAGUAUAAGCGAAUGAAAGAAGGGAAAAAAAAUAGGUUACACAAUUUUGUGUGUGUGCACGUGAACAUGUGUGUAGAUUUGAGUAUCUUAUAGCCUUUUGUGCGAGGUAUUGUUAUUCAUGCGUUUGAAAUGUGCUGUAAGGAAUAUAUUUCAUUGUAUUUUAUGGCUGAACUGUAUGGUUGUAUUUAAAAAAAAAGUUGAUGAGACUGUUAAAUUGGAGUAAACUUGAGUCACUAAGCUGAAGAAAUCUAAUUAUUGCUUGCCGUUUACUGCACAAUUUCAGUAGGGUAGCAGUAAGAUAUGUGUUCUGAGGCUUUCUGUUGUCUUCUAGAUAUCAGCUGCUCUAUAGUUUGCACUACCUCAGGUAUUUAACAGCCUGUUGGUGCUUCGUGUGAGUCAGGUGCUUCGUGUGAGUCACGUUGUUUGGUUAUUUCUUUUAUAGUUUUACAAUUCCUUGUUCAAGUAGAAAUGUUGUUUUCGUUUGCCCUAUAAAUUGGUAUCUGGUGCAAACUUCAGAUAUACAAAGAGGAGCUCAGACCUGCUAAACACUACUUUGAAUUUGUGUUGAUCCACGACUAAGGCGUUGAGCUCUGCACCGUAGGAGACUCAUGCUUGGACGGUAUAUGGUAGUAAACUCAUCAGUGUGAACUCUGAACCUUCGUAUUCAUGCUGAGUACGAAAGAAGCUUUAAGAAACCCAUUUGUGCUUCAAAAAAAACAUCACAAUGAAUGAUGCAAAAAGAAAGAUAACACUUUGAACUUCCAUUUUGGAGUUGUAAAAUGCCAGGAUGAAAUUUCCACCAAUUGUGUCUACAUUAAUCAUAGUUUUAAUAUAUACAGAUAACUAGCAAUCAUACUCAUGAUACAUGCUAAUAAUAUCUAUUGUAUGUGUUAAGAAACUAUGACUCUAUUGGCAUCAUAUAGACAGUACUGUUAAGUGAUCCUUUUUGAUAACUAAACAAAAGGUGUUAAAAUACAUUAGCAAUGUGAGAGCAGUCUUAUACUCAAAUGACAAUGUAGCAUUACAAAUAGCGUCUUCAGAUAUUUAAACUCUCCUACAAGGUACUGACAAGCAGCAGAGCGGAGACAGAUUGGAAGAAUGAAGUACAGAUAGCAAGUGACACCUAACAAAUGGAGCAUACCGGCAGGCAAUGCACUCCCCUGCCAAACUGUGAAGACUGAAACGUUGGAAUUAUCAAACACGUGGAGUAAAAUGCAAAAACUCAGUCCUUUGCGUCUCUAAAACGGGAGAGGCCCAAAACACACUGAUUUCAACGGUUUCUAUUUCCGACUGUGGAACGAAGGGAAGAGUCAAUACCGGCCCUAUUUGUAUGUUGUGUUUUGUUUUUUUAACGGUACCAGGAUACCAAUUUUGUGCACGUCAGCCAUUACUCACUGUGUACUUGUACUGAAACUAAACAAGACAUGUUUGUAGCUUGUUCAAUAAAUAAUUUAAACCGU
Messenger RNA from Lepisosteus oculatus (spotted gar), 4882 nucleotides. It is a transcript of the gene lrrc75bb, whose product is annotated as leucine rich repeat containing 75Bb. NCBI's taxonomy places the organism in Eukaryota, Metazoa, Chordata, Actinopteri, Semionotiformes, Lepisosteidae. The record is from RefSeq and is a predicted model, not a curated record.